Molecule: messenger RNA, 3235 nt
Organism: Xenopus laevis (African clawed frog)
Lineage: Eukaryota; Metazoa; Chordata; Amphibia; Anura; Pipidae
Gene: ppp1r13l.L
Product: protein phosphatase 1 regulatory subunit 13 like L homeolog
Exons: 12
Coding region: 463-2889 (808 amino acids)
Biological process (GO): regulation of apoptotic process
Cellular component (GO): nucleus
Molecular function (GO): p53 binding
Source: RefSeq, a predicted model, not a curated record
UGUGAACUACGAUUCCAACAAGACUUUGCCAAGCCCCACCUGUAUGUGUGCAGCCAUAUACCUGAUAGGGAGUAAUGUGAGAGGAGGAGAUUUGGGGAGGAGCCAUGGGUUGGAGCUGAGAAAGUUGGAGAGAGGAGAAAGUUGGAAGGAAUUAGGGGAGAGGCUAAAAAUAUUUCAGCUGAAUAAGUAGGAAAACAGGGUAAAUAUAACUGAUACAUCGAUUUGGAGAGAGAUCACAGUAAGUAUUAGGGAGGAGAGCAGAAAAGGGCAAUUUUAUGAAAUUGUAAACAUCAGAGCUGCGAGGAGAGAGAAAGAAGGAAAAAGAAAGAGGAGAAGAAUAGCCAGUAAUUGGGCUGCCGAGAGUGAGAGCCAGGGGUACGCCCAGUGAAUGGACUGAGGCUGCACGGGAGAGCUCCUACAGUGAGGACCAAACUAAUUGGUUGGCGGGACACCUUUCGCAAGAUGUCAGGAGAAAAGAUCAGACCCACGCAGUCUCUUCUCGACAUCAACUUUCAAUCCCUGGCCUCUCAGGAACUGGACCUGAAGCAGAUGGAGCUGGAUUCAGCCACUGCUAAACUGGAUGAGCUGAAGAGGGAUUUGGAAAACAGGAGGGAGCCGGUAAAGAACAGCAAUAAAGAGGGUUUGCAAGUUUCUUCCCAACAGACAUCCAGUGCCUCUCUUUCCCCUGCUCUGACACGCCGGGCCCAUUCCUCUCCCAGCUUUACUCCGCUCAUUGCAACACCUUCACUGAAGCCCCGCCUAUCAGAGUCCUCAAUGAGCACAGCAUCAUCACAUGCUAUUAGCUCUAGCGCUUCUGUUCCUUCCAUUUCCAUCAGUUCCACAGUUAUUACUUCCCCCUCUAUGGCCCGUAGGUCUAUCCCCACAGAGCGUGUAGAUCCCUAUCAUACUUUAAAUCCUCAGAUCCCUUUGGGCCGUCCCUCCUCACCUCGCCAUCAGUAUUAUGACCGUCCCCACACAUCUUCUACACGGCUGUCUUCCAGUCCAUAUGAUUAUGCCGUAGGACCCCGGAUACCUGCUCCUAGUCUUGAAGGACAUUCAGGAGGAAUGUAUUCAGACUGGGGUUCAUUACAAAGACGAGGCUACGAAGUCCCUCAUGGAUACACUUCCAGGUUCCCAGAUGAUGUCAGUUCUCCACGACGUCGGCAGCAGCAACGCAUCUGGAAUGAGUCUGAUCUAGAUGUGGCAUAUGACAAAAAACCACCGCAAGGAAGUAAGCGAGGAGCAGAUCAUGGUAUUCCUUCUAGUUUGCCCAUAGUGAAAGCCUGGAAGGAGAGUAGUCUGGACCCUGCAUCGAUAAGCAAGGGCGACUCCUCCUCUUCAACACUUCCUCGAGGCUACAAAUUCUCUACAGGAGCUGAGCCGGGUUUUCAAGGUGGGGAACCUGGAUGGAGGGCAGGGACUGGUUCACUUCCCCGAUCUAUUCAAGCCCAACAGCCAAUCUCCCGCAUUCAAGUUCCACCUCCAGAAGGCAGAGGACAGCCUCACCGACCUCUUCCUCUUUCUAUGAUCUGCCACCUGCAGAAUGCAUUUUGGGAGCACCAGACUCCACCCCUUUCAUAUGGCAUGUUUCCUGCACCAACAGUACCUACUGCAGUACCUACUACCGUACCUACUGCAGUUUCAAUGCCCCCUGUACCAUCUGUACCUUUACCAAUGGUCCCAGAGUGGGAGUUACCCGCAGUCACUCCAGUGCCUCCUCCCACAAAUGAAGAAGUUCCCCGUCCUCUCAGUCCCACUCGUCUUCAGCCAAAUCUGCCUCCCUCACUUGCUGAGGUGCAGAAAGUUCUGGAGGACAUACCUCGUCCUUUAAGAAGAAGAGGCUCCCAGGAACUCGCAGCACUAGCUUCACCCCUGCCCUCUCAUCGGCGCCAGUAUCAGCAGAUAAUGGGACGACUAUUUGGAAGGGCCACACCUAAACAAAGCUCUUCUCCUGAGCAACCAAAGGCUGAGGAUAAACUUCAGGGGUCUGCAGUUAAAUUUAGUAUUUCCCCUAAAGAACCAUCAUUGGAGGUAGAUUUGUGCAAUAAAAUAGAUCCAAUUCCUGAGGAAAUCAGGACAGAUGAGAAGAUUAUACCCGACGAUAAAUUGUGUGUUAUACUGGAGACGUCAGAUUCCCGGGUUGGUACAUCUGCCCCAGUGCCUGGAGAUGUGGAAUUUAAAGUACCAUUGGUUAUCGGUGGAAGCCAGAAUUUGGGACUUCGUUCAGCACUGAAAGGUCGAGGUUCACCGCAUAGGCAGCGCCCCCCUCGUGCCAGACUUGACCCCCUUAUUUUACUUCUGGAUGCAGCACUCACAGGAGAAAUGGAUGUGGUGAACCAGGCUCUUAAAGAGGUAAAUGACCCAAGCCAACCAAAUGAAGAGGGAAUAACUGCUCUCCACAAUGCUAUAUGUGGAGCCAACGAUAAUAUUGUCAACCUGCUUGUUAGCAAUGGAGCCAAUGUAAAUGCUGAAGACAGUCAUGGAUGGACCCCCCUUCACUGUGCUGCCUCUUGCAAUGACCUUGAGAUAUGCUUACUUUUGGUACGACAUGGUGCAGCCAUUUUUGCAACCACACACAGUGAUGGAAGCCUUGCUGUGGAGAAAUGUGAUCCUUAUAGAGAACGGUACCAAGAGUGUAUCAAUUACCUUACUGAUGUAGGACAAUGCAUGGGAGAAGCACAGAGUGGAGUGGUCUAUGCUUUGUGGGAUUACAGUGCAGAAUUUGCUGAUGAGCUUUCAUUAAAGGAAGGGGACACCGUUACUGUCCUAAGGAAAGAUGGAGAGGGUGGAUCUUGGUGGUGGGCUUCUCUUUGUGGUCGGGAAGGCUACGUUCCUCGCAAUUACUUUGGGCUGUACCCAAGAGUUCGCUCUACACGUAGUCCCAAGUGAUGUUACAAGAAUACAGUGAAUAGUGAACCAACCUGAUGUCAUUUGCACUCAUCAGUUGCCCAUUUUGUAUUUUUGUGCAUACAGCAAACUAAUGCAUUGUCUCAUGUAUGCUUCUGUAUGGAAUGUAUGUUUUUUUAACCAAAUCCAGUGAGUGACUCGGUGUAUGUCAUUUGGUACACUACGUAUGUUUGAUAGUAUUAUGUGAAUUACAGGUAGCUGUUGUACGGAAGAGAUGCACAUUUUGUAUAGCAAUGUAUUAGCUGUGCGAAUUGUGGUAAUGUUUAGCUUUUUUUUCUUUGUCUUUGUAUGAACAUUAUUUUAUAAUAAAAUAAUAAUUAAAAUCAAA